GGGCACACGCACACGCACACAACUAGUCAUGUUAAAACCAUCACAUGCCGCUGCCCUCGGCACACGCUAACGUGCGUCUUCCGCGGACGGAGGUGUUUUACUGUUCGCUCGUACACGCGUCGCGUUCAUUCUUCAUUUUUUCUCCUAGUCGUCACUUUUUCACACAUCCCGCAUACAUCAUUAUUAUUAUUAUUAUUAUUAUUAUCCUAAUCAGUUAUCGUCGUCAUCGUUAUUAUUACAAUAAUUAUUAUUUGAUAUCGUUGUCGUCAUAUUCACCGUCGCCGUCGUCAUUGGCAAGGUACGACGAAAAACAUAAAUAUUUUGAAAAUCGCGAGUGCAUGUGUGUGUGGGCGGGUGAAGGGUACACCGUACGCUCCGCCGACGACGACGAUGUUGCGCAGACAAAGUUCGAUUGGCCGGCGGUCAGCGGGUUGACCGUUUGAAUUCGAUUCGUUUUCGAUUUCUCGAUUUUCGUUUCCCGCCGCGGCCCGUCGAAACGGUUUUCAAAUUACUCGUCGUGUAAUCGUCUUCUCCUCGCCGAUCUAAAAUGAUCGAUCGACGACCGGAUUUGGAAGUGAUCGACGUAUCUCAGAACGGGUUGUUAACGGAUAUGGACACGCCACAGUACAGUCUUCGGUGGAACAAUCACCUGGUCCACAUGAUGGACGCCAUCGAAGUACUCCUACAAAACGAAACUCUCGUGGACGUGACGCUGGUUUGUGAAAAGACCCAGUUUAAAGCUCACAAAGUGGUCUUAUCCGCUUGCAGUCCAUAUUUUCAAAGGCUAUUCUCUGAAACCCCGUGUAAACAUCCCGUGAUCGUGCUUAAGGACCUUCCCGACUGGGAGAUGAGAGCUAUCAUACAUUUCAUGUACAAAGGGGAGAUUAACGUUGGACAAGAACAGUUGCCGCUGUUGCUACAGGCUGCUGAAACGUUACAAAUACGCGGACUGGCCCACACUGAACGCAUUCCGUUGUUCGUGGAUUCACCCACCUCGUCGUCGGCGACACCCACGGACGUCCAACCACCAUCGUCGCAACAGCAACAGCAGCAACCGCUUCCGUCGUCUCAUAAUCACAGCGCAAGCGGUCAUCAUCACCAUCACCAUCACCAUUCCAGCCGGGGCCACAGUCCCGGUGGCAAGUCUGGCACGACCGCCGGCCACGAGCUGAUGAACGGACAGAGUUCACCGGGCAAGGGUCACCAUCACCACCAUCACCACCACAGACACCGGACUGCUGACUCGCCUCAGAGUCCGCGCAACAAGUCACAGCCGCCACCGCCGCACCACGCACUCGCGCUUCCUCCGCCGCCACCACCGCACCACCGCGACGGGUCCGCAGGUCGCAUGUCGCCGACCACCAGGAUGUUCUUCCAAGCCGCCGCGGCUGCUGCGGCCGCUGCUGCAGCCAAUCCGUACGAUCCUUCGCACAUUCGUUUGCCUCAAAUACAACACUUGCCGCCCAUCACGUUCAACGACAGGAAUUGUCCGUCGCCGACACCUCGCAGGAAACAGGCGAGACCCAGGCGAAGAUCAGGCGAAGCGAUUGGUCCACAAGAUUUGAGCAAAGCACCUUCUCCGUCAAACUUCAGUAACAAUGUUGCCGAAAACUUGUCGAUGAAAAAAUCACCAAACAAUGAAAAUGUCAAUAAUGAAAACAUGCCGACAAAUUUAAGUUGUAACAAUAAAAGGCCAGAUAGGACACCGUCACCGUCGGCUAAACAAAUGAAGGUUGAAAUAGAAGAAUCAGAAAUGAUUGGAGACUUGGGACAGAGUCUGCCGGUAGAGUUGACUGCCAACAGUGGCAACCCAAACGUAAAUAAUAAUAACAAUAAUAAUAAUAACCAGUCGAGUAACAAAAAAAACCACCACCAUCACCACCAUCAUCAUCUCAACCACCAACAACAUCAGAGGCAUCCGGAUUUCCCUUAUUACGGACCGGAUCCCAUGAGCAUACCACUUAAUCCACACGAUCCACACUUUGAGAACUCUCUUUUUCCUCCUUUUGGACCGUUGUCAUCGCUAUCUCUACAAGGACCUCCUCACAUGUUUCCAAUAGAUGCCCAGUUUGGUUUAUUCCAUGGUUUGGAUGGCUGCAGAAACCCACUGCUAAACGAACUAAUCGAGCCAAGGUUCGACAAUCCACCACCGAGUAAAAAGAAAAAGAAAAUGUUCCCCGUUGGACGUCCCAAAGGCCAGCACAGUGCUCCGCGUGGAGGUCCGCCUAGAUCAUGGACGAACGCCGAACUCACAGAAGCGUUACAACACGUGUGGAACAAGAAAAUGACUACGUCGCAGGCAUCCAGGAUCUUCGGUAUACCGUACAACAGUUUACUCAUGUACGUGCGUGGCAAGUACGGUAAAUCCCUAAAACUAGAACAGUUGAAAAAAGAGUGUUUCGGUGAUAUAAACGGUCCACUGGACUUGUUGCACUUCGGAUCCAUAUCAAACAACAACAACAGUAGCAACAAGAACAAUAAUAACAACAACAACAGCAGCAAUAGCAACAACAACAAUAGCAGUGGUGGCAACAACGGCCAAUCAAAUAUCAACGGUAACGGUAAUAAUAAUAAUGGACCGACAAUGCAGCCGUGCAACCCACCGUCUGAACCCGUCGACCUAAUGCUGGGCCCUCCUGGAUUCAACCCACCCGCGUUCCCGACACCCAACUUCUUCCCGGACUUCGGGUCCACUUUCCCGAUGGGCAUAGACAUGAUACACCUGAUGCACCAGCAACAGCAGCAGAUGUCAUCGCUGUCGGCGGCUGAUAAACACCAGUACUUGGGACUGCAAGACAUGAUCAGUGGUCAGCCACUGCAGUCGGCCGUCGUGCUGGACUACGCGAUGAAGUCGCCGGCUGCAAGCCGCAGCAACUCGGAACCACCGACGACGGGCGGUGAGGGCGACGGUGAUGGAGACGUCGACGGCGAUGUUGAAGGUGAUGGUGACUGUGAUGACGACGACGGUGCCGACGAUUGUGGCGUCGAUGACGAAGAAGAGGAGGACGACGACGACGACGUGGUGGCCAUGGACUUCUCGAAGGCUGGUGACGUUGGCAACGGUGACGUUGCUAUCGGUGACGUUGCCAGCGGUGGUGUUGGUGGAGGAGCCGGUGGCGGUGAUGAGGACGAUGGAGUCGACGAUGAGGAUGACGACGACGACGACGACGAAAGACUGAGUCCGGAAGCGGAUGACAAGGACAAGGAGCAAGACUGACACGGGGUGUUUAGGGACUACGCGCUGGCGGCGUUCGACGCGGUGCUCCGAACUUAAUUUUUCUGCAGCAGUGUUCUUCACCGAGUGUACUUCCUGCACCGAGAAAUGCGCACACGCCAGUUUUUCACAAGCGCGUGUCCCUUGUCCACCACAUUGACGUUGUCACAGGCAUUCGGCUGCUAAAUCGCCGAUCCCUCUCCCCACCCAACCAUUUAUGUGCAUGCCCCUCACCUCUAAUCCUUAUCUUGUCGAACCCCUUCUUCUCCUCACUCUUAGUCGUAAUUCAAAUUAUGUCUAUAUUAUAAUACAUAAAAAAUAAUAAUUAUUAUUAUAUAAUCAUUUGGCCGAAUCGUACGGCCGUAAUUCGUAAUCGCGCAUGUAAUAUAAUAAUCGUUUUUAAUGAUAAGGGAUUAAAAUAAAAUAUAAAAAACGAAAAUAAAAUCGUAAGUAAAACUACUACAGCUAGUGAAUACAAAGAAACGUGUAAAUUAGAUUUUAAAACAAAUUGAUUGUGUACAUAUUUAUAAUUAAUCGUCGUAUCGUUAUUAAAAAAUAUAUAUAUAUAAAUAUUAUUUUAGACCAAAAUGUAGCCAUUUUAAAGAUAAAUUAUUGUUCCAAAACAAUAGAAUUUCGUCUCAGCCCGAUAAACAAAUCAAAACGAUACAAUUACCUAAUAUACAGCCGAACACAUUAUGGUGUCUACAUACAGUUCCUAAGUUUUAGUUACAGUAAUUUUAUUUUAUUUUAUUAGAUAUUAAUCAUGUGUAUACUUCUGUGAAACUGUGAUUCCUAUACACACAUGUUGGCUUUAAGUUUUACUGCAUUUCGUACGUUUUUAAGAGAUAAAACAUUUUUUACCUCGAAAUUAGUAAGAAAAAAUGACAAAAUAUAUACAACAUUGUUCCUCGUAUAUAAAGCCACUAAAAUACAUAUUUUUUUUUUAUAGUUCCUGUUCAUUCGCCAUUUUGUUUUUUUUUUUUAAUUUUCUGAGCCAUAAAACGCAUACGUUUGAAAAAUUUUGUAAUUGAUGGAGUGUAAUAUUACCAGUAAUUUGAUUAUUGAAGUAGGUAAUAUUAUUUAACCAACGAAAUUACAUUAAAACUUUACGUGUCUCCAACAGCGGUCGGUCAAAUUUUGAUAACAGCUUUCAUUAAAUAUCAUCAUCAUCAUUAUCAUUAUUACUGUAGUAAUAUAACAACAGUAACAAUCCAAAUAAGCAAAUGGUUAGAGUUUACAAGAGAUGGUGCGUCAUACCUAUUUCAAAGGUAUUAUUAUAUGGCAAACGUUAAAUUUUAUUUUAAUUCUUGCAAUAGUUCUAAUAGGAUUUUAAACUCAACUAUAGAGAAAUACACUCGUCACUCAUGCAGGGUAAUCAUGAAACAUUUAUAAUACAAUACAGGUACCUCUAUAUACAUAAUAAAAAUAAUAAUAGUAAUAAAUAUCAGGAACGAUAAUAAAUCUAUUAUACGAUAAUUAUUCACACAAAUACACCUCAAACCAAAAAGUUCAUUAUUUAUAGUAUUUAUUAUAAUUUAAAA
Molecule: messenger RNA, 4755 nt
Organism: Melanaphis sacchari
Lineage: Eukaryota; Metazoa; Arthropoda; Insecta; Hemiptera; Aphididae
Gene: lov
Product: protein jim lovell
Exons: 10
Coding region: 548-3217 (889 amino acids)
Biological process (GO): regulation of transcription by RNA polymerase II
Cellular component (GO): nucleus
Molecular function (GO): DNA binding; protein binding
Source: RefSeq, a predicted model, not a curated record